This is a messenger RNA of Vitis riparia (riverbank grape), 1920 nucleotides long. Its product is annotated as nudix hydrolase 3-like. Lineage: Eukaryota; Viridiplantae; Streptophyta; Magnoliopsida; Vitales; Vitaceae. Gene Ontology annotation, molecular function: dipeptidyl-peptidase activity. Gene Ontology annotation, cellular component: cytoplasm. The transcript is spliced from 14 exons. The record is from RefSeq and is a predicted model, not a curated record. The coding region runs from base 151 to 1686 and encodes 511 amino acids.
CAUUCAAUGCCAUUGGUUGGCUAGUACUAAUGCCUGUUGUUUUUGUUUUAUUUUGGUCCUUUUUCCCCUCAGGUUUGGUACAGCAACCCAAUUUUAAAAGAUUGGUUGAAGGAACAUGCUGAGACAUCUCAUUUGGACAAGUUAAAAUGGAUGUACUAUUUGAUCAAUAAGAGUCCAUGGUCCUGCCUUGAUGAAAAUAAGGCAUUUUUAACAACUGCAGAUUCAGCUGUUAAGUUGCUCCCUAAAGCCACAAAGUCUAUAACUGGAUGGAAGGGUCUUGAGUAUAGAGCUGCAUUUCCUUUGAUGAAACCACCUGGGGCAAAUUUCUAUCCACCGGAUAUGGACAAAAUGGAAUUUGAAUUAUGGAAGGGCAGUCUAGCGAAGGAUAAACAAGAAGAUGCAACGGGAUUUUUCAGUGUUAUUAGAAGGCACAGUGAAUUCAUGUUAGAUGCUUCUCUGUCCAAUAACACAGUUGAGGGUACUGAUGAUUUGGUGGGGUCCACUCAUGAUCUAUAUAGCAUUCCUUUCUCUCAGGAGUAUAAGCCUUUCCUCAAAAAAGCUGCCGAGCUACUACAUAAAGCAGGGGACUUGACCGACUCACCUAGUCUGAAGAGGUUGCUACACAGCAAGGCUGAUGCCUUCCUUUCAAAUGAAUAUAUUGACUCAGAUAUAGCCUGGAUGGAGUUGGACUCUAAGUUGGAUGUUACUAUUGGCCCAUAUGAGACAUAUGAAGAUACACUUUUUGGUUAUAAGGCUACAUUUGAAGCAUUCAUUGGAGUUCGUGAUGACCAUGCAACUGCUCAACUUAAACUCUUUGGUGAUAAUUUGCAGGUUUUGGAACAAAAUCUUCCAAUGGAUGAUGUGUACAAAUCAAAAGAAGUAAUUGCUGCUCCUAUUCGUGUCAUCCAACUUGUUUAUAAUGCAGGGGAUGUGAAGGGUCCCCUAACUGUUGCAUUCAAUUUACCAAAUGAUGAGCGUAUAGUAAAAGACCGAGGAACAUCAAUGGUCAUGCUUAAAAAUGUUUCGGAGGCAAAGUUCAAGAAUAUUCUUUGGCCUAUAGCUGAGGCAUGCAUUCCAAAGGAGCAACAGAAAUAUGUUGAUUUUGAAUCUUUCUUCACUCACACAAUUUGUCAUGAAUGCUGCCAUGGGAUCGGGCCUCAUACCAUAAUACUCCCAAAUGGUCAAAAGUCUACAGUGAGAUUGGAGCUGCAAGAACUCCACUCAUCUCUGGAAGAGGCAAAAGCUGAUAUAGUUGGGCUUUGGGCACUAAGAUUUCUGAUCGGCCAGGAUUUGCUUUCAAAGAGUUUAUUGAAGUCCAUGUAUGUCUCUUUCCUAGCGGGAUGCUUCCGCUCUGUGCGUUUUGGGUUGGAGGAGGCUCAUGGAAAAGGGCAAGCACUACAGUUUAACUGGGUAUUUGAGAAAGGAGGCUUCAUUUUGCAUCCUGAUGAUGAAACAUUUUCUGUUGAUUUUGCUAAGAUUGAAGGUGCAGUUGAGAGCCUGAGUAGAGAGAUACUUACCAUACAAGCAAAAGGCGACAAACCUGCUGCAUAUGCGCUUCUUGAAAAAUAUGCUAAAAUGACGCAACCAUUGCGAGUUGCAUUGGAAAAAUUAGAAAAUAUUCAGGUCCCUGUGGAUAUAGCUCCUAGGUUUCCCAUUGCAGACAAAAUAUUGGGAAAAAUUGGGUGAAGUUCUUCAAUCCUGUGAAGAAAUAGCUUCUUUACAAUGGUAUUAAGUAGUCCAUGAGUUGGGCAGUAAACAAGUGUAUGCCAUAAUUUGUUGCUUGAACCAGGAAUUCCUGUUUGAAUUUGAAUGGUUGAAGGGCAAACCCUCUGCUCUUCCUUUGGACCUAUGGAUGUUGGCAAUGAAAUACAGCCAUAGUUUAUCAACUUUUGUUCAUAGAUGAGAAGAAUUUGGCUGCUA